This is a messenger RNA of Leptosia nina, 2400 nucleotides long. The record is from the annotation of a GenBank genome assembly. Lineage: Eukaryota; Metazoa; Arthropoda; Insecta; Lepidoptera; Pieridae.
AUGAACGACCCGUGGGAUGUGAAAUGUGUCCGACAAUCGAGCCAGUAUUUAUCAUGUAUGAAAUUAAACGGGGUCCCACUACUUCCGCCUGUUCUCUCUAAAGAAUGUCGCAAAGAAAUGCAGUAUUACAAACUUUUGGCUCUGGAGGUAGAAAAGCGCAUACAAACCCUUAAAACAGUAGUAUUUGAGAGUGAUACAGAGUCAACAGAAGACAAAACUGAUGCUCCUGACCUGCCUGAGUCAGAACAAAAUGAUAUCUCCUUCGAAGCCAUGGGGGUUCAUAAUUCAAAAAUUGAGGAAAGAAAAGAUGUUGACAAUCUCACUUCCUCAUCACAAUCACCAGUCACUGAAAUAGAUAGUAGAUCCAAAACUCCUUCUCAAUUUGUAAUAGACUUAAGUUUGAGCCUUAACAAUCAGCACACACCUCUAGAACCUGACGCUUUAGAAGUACCUGAGCGAGAUUGGGAAUGUACAAAACCUAAAGCUGUAACCCCUGAAGAGGAAAAUAAGUAUAACAGCAGAGACAAACUAGUUUUUAGUGUCUCUGUAAACAAUGAAAAUAUAACAGAUCCAUUAACCAUAAGUUUUAACCAUGAUGACCCUCCAUCUUUGAGUGCUAAAAGCUUCACUGGUUCUCUUAAUAAUAUACAUACAGACAGUAAAGUCACCCAAAGUAUACCACUGUCCCGGCAAAGAUCCUACACGGUGUUAAACCCGAGUCCCUUAUUGCUAGCUCAUUUAGAAAUUCAGUCACUGAACACUGGUGUUGAUAUACAUUCAAUAUCUAUGAGUGAAUCAAUGUCUAAUUUGACUUCACCAAACAAAAAGCGACGCAGUUGGGAUUUAGAAUCUGCAAAAGUGAAAUGGUCAUCUAUGGCUCUAGAGUUAAAGCAGAAAAAUAUUGAUAGAACUGCUAAUAAAAAUGUUGCAAAAUCUAAAAAAGUUUCACAACCUGCUGUCACACAUACACGCACCAGAUCUCUCGUUCAAGAGAGAGGUAGACGAUUGUCAAAUAUUUAUAAACCUGUUAUUAAAUCUGAACCUAUACAGAGGCCCAAGAAAAACCCAAGUCCAGUACGGAAUGCAACAUCCCACACAAAUAAAUCACCAGUGACUAAAUCUAUUCCUAAUGGAUUAGACAAGAAAGUCACUCCGUCCAAACAACUAACUUCUGAAUCAGAAGACCCGGCCACGCGCGUUAGGGAACUCUAUGAGAAAAUACAGAAGCAGCAACUCAUACAAAUGGCUGCCCUAGUAGAGAAACAAAAGAAAGAGCAAAUGCUACUACAACAAGUUUUUGAGGAGCAGAAUAACUUGUUAUUCACACAAUUAAAAACUAUCUGCCCAAAGCCACCCAAUGACAUAAAAGAGGCUUGGAGUGAUAAGGCAGACAGAGGGCCCGUUAGCUUGAGCCAAUUGAUAAAUUCAAAUAGUCCAGAUGUGAUGACAGAUACAAAUAACUAUCUCAAUCAGUGUGACAAUGUUCUGAAGAAGUCAAGAGACAUCACUGGUAGCAUUAAGAAGGGAAAAAGUACUAAUGAGAAACACCUCCCUAAACUAAAUAACGGCUCGAGGAACACAUCACCAGUCCGCAAAAAUGAGACUUCAAGAAAGCUAACGUACGAAACGACGUCGUCCGAUAGAGAUUACGAGUUGAUCCUGACCGAUCGCACGAACGAUACAAUGGCAGAUUUGAACGUGACAUUUGCAACAGACAACGACGAGUGCCAACUGUACCAAACACAAAACAUCCAUAAAGAACUAAAAAGCGCAUCGAUGGCGCUAUCUGUACCAUGUCGAUCGACUGAUAGAGCCAUUAAAAGUAUGGAGGAAACUAUACAUAAUUCUAUCAAAAGCAUGUGUGUUAAGAGACCGAGUAGUAUGUGCCGAUCAGCUACACCAGAGGAGCGCGCCGCGGCGUCUAAAAUAGUGGCAUACGCUAAAGGCUACUUGGUCCGUCGACUCCUGCGCACAGAGCGCGUCCAGGGCACCGUGCAGACGAUUAAAGAUGCUUUGCUAUGCGCACUGCAGCUGCAUCAGGACAGGGAGGGCAUAAGAGGCGCCGAUGUUGACUUGCAUAGGCGACUGAUUCAACAGAUAACGGCAGCAUGCUACUCCCUCCACGAUACCUUCAUCACGAGUUCUCCUGCGGAGAGAUGCGCUAUGAUAGGAGUUGACCGUGACCGGAGACGGCUUCUGGCAAAUCGGCCGCCGCCAGUCAGGCAGCAUCGGCCGACGGACCUAAUGUCGCAAAGUCACUGCGGCGCGUUUCCGUCGCGGACGAAGCGAGCUCUUAUUAACGCGUCGCUGAUGACUCAGUCCAAUUAUGAGACCUUUAGUGGCGAUAAAACGAGCGUCCGUCGCUACAUGCCGAGCCCGCGUCGUCGGCCGUGGCGCUGA